Drosophila albomicans is the source of this 807-nucleotide messenger RNA. RefSeq names its product helix-loop-helix protein 1 (gene HLH4C). Gene Ontology annotation, biological process: regulation of transcription by RNA polymerase II. Gene Ontology annotation, molecular function: protein dimerization activity; DNA-binding transcription factor activity, RNA polymerase II-specific; RNA polymerase II cis-regulatory region sequence-specific DNA binding. Lineage: Eukaryota; Metazoa; Arthropoda; Insecta; Diptera; Drosophilidae. Bases 99 to 614 code for a protein of 171 amino acids. The transcript is spliced from 2 exons. The record is from RefSeq and is a predicted model, not a curated record.
CGUGUGCAUAACAUCAUUGACUGUGAACUAAGAAAACGAAAUUUCACAGCAAGUUCCGUGAUUGCAUUUCUUCAGGUGCAGUCAACACCAUCAACGCCAUGGUCUAUGACAUGACACAUUUGGCACCGGCGCCGCCGCAAAGCAUCUCGCUGAGCCGCUACUACAACAUGGAGCAGGACGAUGAGCUGGCGGCGGCCAACAAUGCGCUGGCCAACGGGCAUGUGGGUCAGGAUUACGCCGCGAGCACCACACUCGACAUCGAUCAGCGUUUUCAGGCACGCAUCGCAUGCGAGACGGCAGCACAGCCAGCUCCACCGCCGCCGCCAACGCCGGCGCCACGACGUCGGACCACACCGAUUGCCCACCUGGAUCCCUCGGAGCUGGUGGGUUUGUCCCGCGAGGAGCGGCGACGUCGCCGACGUGCCACACUCAAGUAUCGGACGGCGCAUGCCACAAGGGAACGCAUUCGGGUGGAAGCGUUCAAUGUCUCGUUUGCGGAGCUGAGGAAACUGCUGCCCACCCUGCCGCCGGAUAAGAAGCUCUCGAAGAUCGAGAUCCUCAAGUUGGCCAUCUGCUAUAUAGCGUAUCUGAAUCAUGUCCUAGAGACACCCUGAGAUACCGCCAACGCCUCCAGCUGUCGAAGCCAGUUGCCAGGCGCCAUGUUUCUCACUCUUCCACACGAUUAUCAGCCAAACGAACUCAACUAAUGAUGAGCCAUGUAAAUCCACAACUAUAUAGUGUAUAGCUCUAUAUGUAUAUCUUUAGUCUAUUAAUGUGUACUAUAUAGUAAGCUUUAGAUAAUAUCUU